AUCGAUAAAAUGUAAAGCUGUUUAUGUAAACAAAACGAUUCUAAAACCAAAUGUCCACGGAUUUUCCCACGAGAUGUCCGCCCGAAUGAUCCAACGCACUCUACACACGGCUCGCUCCUGUCUUCUGGCCAGAGUUCCACGCCGCGCUAAUCCCGGCCUGGGUUACCAACUGCAGCAGCUGCAGGAGCACCCGGCAAAACCGAGCGAAGCCAGUGAGGAUUACGCCGAUCUGGAGUCGGAUUUCAUGGGCGUGCAGAAGACCCAUCGGCAGUACGAAAAGGAGCAACAGCAGCAGCGCGAUCGCAUCCGUCAGUUUAUGAUCAAACACAAGUAUUUCCGGGACGCAAAGUUACCCAAUCUGUUGCUCCAUGCGGAAAAAGAGCAGAUGCGCCUGCUCCAUGAACGGGAUCCCGAAGAGUGGAGUGUGGAACGUCUGGCGGAGAGUUUUCCCGCCACUCCUGAAAUUGUGCAGAAAAUUCUGCGGGCCAAGUGGCGACCGAGAAGUGUGCAAAGGAUACGCUCCCAUGACGAAACAGUCAUCCAAAAUUGGAAGCUCCUAAGGACGGGAAAAGGGGACUUUGAUAUACCACCCACUUUGCUCCAGCAUCUGCAGAAAUUCGCCGAGCGAAGGCGGCAGGAUCUGCGGGAAUUAAGGACCCAGGACUGGCCCACAACACCACAACUUCCCACUCCUCAACGAAACGAAUUUCGGAAGCUGCUGGGAAGUAGUAACUCAAAUCAGGAGGAGGUGCCUCCACCACAACUGUCCUCUGGCUUUGAAGCUCCUCCUUCAGCCGCCGAAGAUGAAACCUAUCUACUAGAUAAAAUCCGCAACAAGAAAAAGAUGCGACUCCAGGAGCUCAAGGAAUCACAGCUUGUAAAAUCCACACCAAAAGUUCCGGAGGAACUGCAGCGCCCUCUUGAGAAUCCCAGUGGCACUGGAUUCCUGCCCAGCUUCGUGCCCAAAUUCGCCAGCAGCGAGAUUGUGAUCAGUGCAGCGGAUCAGCGAAAGUACGAGAUAACCCAGGUGAAAACCCGAAUUGUUAUUCCCCGGAAACUGCAUCGCGAGGGAGCCACUUACCGUGUGGAGGAUGCCUACUACGAUGAUGAUGGGGAGCUGCUUUACCGCGUGCCUGGAAUGACCGGUGCUGGAGGUCAAUAAUAAAAGAUGGCUUUUGUUUUACAAAUAAAAAAGGUUGAAUAUGA
Messenger RNA from Drosophila rhopaloa, 1206 nucleotides. RefSeq names its product neugrin. Gene Ontology annotation, cellular component: nucleus. The record is from RefSeq and is a predicted model, not a curated record. The transcript has 2 exons. Lineage: Eukaryota; Metazoa; Arthropoda; Insecta; Diptera; Drosophilidae. Bases 74 to 1162 code for a protein of 362 amino acids.